Molecule: messenger RNA, 663 nt
Organism: Tuber aestivum (summer truffle)
Lineage: Eukaryota; Fungi; Ascomycota; Pezizomycetes; Pezizales; Tuberaceae
Source: the annotation of a GenBank genome assembly
AUGGCUCCGGCAGGAUUCACAAAUCCUCCUCCACCUCACUUCUCCGGCUCCACUGGUGCCACCACCACUACUACCACUACCAUCACUUACAAUCCUACCGCUACCACCUCCUCCACUGUCACCACCACCGCCACCCCUUCCCCCACCGGCACAUCGCCCCCCCGCACCCCCUCACCCAGAUCCCCGACUCUCAAGCCAGAGACAAACAAAAACACCGACUCGAUCGCGUUAAGCUCGGCUCUCCGGCUUCUCAUCCUCCAACGCGAGCGUGCAAAACGGGACAUCCAGAUCCUGGAGCAACUGAGGACCGAAGCUUUGGACGCUCCUGUCGAAUUCAUGAAUGCCCUAUCGCUGAAAUCGCCCCCCUCUCCCACCUCCCCGGCCUCUCCCACUUCGGCCUCGCCAUCCGGAGUACGCUUGCCGAAACCUCAGGAGAUAUACAAGUGCCCACCAAUCGAGUGGGAAAAGUACAGGAUCUUACCCACCCCGCUGGAACGGCUGCACGAGGAGCAGAAGAGAUUGGUCCCCCAGCAGAUGCAGACCGGAGGUGUGUUGGGUGUGGGCGUGGAGUUUGGGGACACUAUUGCUGGGGGAGACGGGAUCCAGGGUCGUAUGAGACUUUUCGAGGGUGUAGGGCAAAGAGGGGGGGUUGUUGGGAGAUAG